Molecule: messenger RNA, 1904 nt
Organism: Cucumis sativus (cucumber)
Lineage: Eukaryota; Viridiplantae; Streptophyta; Magnoliopsida; Cucurbitales; Cucurbitaceae
Product: E3 ubiquitin-protein ligase ATL4
Exons: 1
Coding region: 47-1264 (405 amino acids)
Source: RefSeq, a predicted model, not a curated record
AAAAAGAAAAUUACGUGUCGCUUUGUAUUUUCUCAUCCAUUUAAUCAUGUGCAUCUCACGUGUCUCACUCCAACUGAAAUUCUCUCUUCUCUUCCUCUCUCUCUCUCUUCGUUCUCUCAACUUAAUGAAACCGAGAGAGACCUGCCCGAAAAAACUGACCGCUGCAUUUACACUCUUUUCCAUCUCCUCCGAUAUUUCCCAUUUCUCUCUCUCUCUCUCUCUAAAAUUUAGACAUAUUACUGCAAUGGCUUCUCCGCCGACGCCGCCAUUGCCGGACGAUCUUGCCAUUGGCUACUUUUCAUCAUCUCCUCCUCCUCCUCCUUCGCCGGUCUCCAGUCACACCUCGUUGAAGAAUCUCAGUCCCAGCAUCUUAAUCAUUCUUACGAUUCUUGCAUUUACAGCCUUUUCUUCGGGGAUUCUCUGCCUUGUUCUCCGUUACCUUAACCGACGGUGUCUUCUCCGUCUCUCUGCCUUGUCUGGAUCGUCAUCUUCCUCUACUGUUUCUAGUCGCCGCAUUAUUCCAGCAGAACAAAGUGCGGUUCGUUGUACUAACUCUUUCUCUCCAAUCGAAUCGCUUCCUCUGUUCUCUUUCUCCUCCGUCACGCGUCGUUCUUCCACUGCCGCCGCUGAUUGCGCCGUUUGUUUGUCGAAAUUUGAAGCGGAAGAUCAGCUUCGUCUUCUUCCUCUCUGUUGCCAUGCGUUUCACGCUCAAUGCGUCGAUACUUGGCUUCAAUCGAACCAGAGUUGUCCUCUUUGCCGCUCCGCCAUUUUCGCUUCUGAAUCCGAUGUAAUGAAGGCAUCCAUGGCUUCCUAUGCCGCCGAAGGUCGCGGCGGGGACAGUUUUAGGCUCGAGAUUGGCAGUAUUAGCCGUAGACAAGCGCCGUCCGACUCUGCCGAAGGAAGGAGAUCGUAUUCGAUAGGAUCGUUCGAAUAUUUCGUCGAAGAAGAUUCCGAGGUAAACUUCACCAAUGCUCACCGGAGGAGCGUCUCCGAUAAGGAGGACAUCGAAGCUCCUAUAUCAGCGGUAUCUACAGAGCGAAGCCUAGCGGCGGAAGUCGGGUCUGGAAGGAAUUGGCUGAAGGACUACGUCGAUAGGCUCUCGAAUUCGGUAUCAUCUCGUGCACUGUCUUUCCGAGGCUCCGGUAGGUUCUUCACCGGAAGUAGUCGACGGAGUGAGGUGACAGUCGCGGGAGAAUGGGAACAGGAGAACAACCGCGUCGGAGAGGAAAUAAGCGAGUUAUUCCGGUGGUUUUCAGGGGUAUGAUCGUAAUUACAGCACACGGGAAGAGGAUUUAGAAAUUUAAGGAGUUGGGUUAAUCGCCGGCCGAUUGGUACGCAAGUAUAUCUUUUUUUUGCCUUAUUGAAAACGGACGGUGAAGAUUCCUAUUCCUUUUGAUCCUUUUGAUUAUGUCAACGGCUGAGAUUCAAGCUGGUAAUCUUGUGAAUAAUUUUUUUUUUUCACAAUUAUACACCAAACAUUAAUUUUGUUGGCAUUUAAUCAAAAAGCUCAAAAAGAUUGCUGAGAUUUUUCUGUUACCUCGUUUUGGCUGGGAUUAAAGUAAACAAAAGUUUCCCAUCGUGGCAGUGAAGCCUAAUACCACACUUUGAAUUCAUAUUUUAUGAAAAAUGUGCCAUUUUUCUUUCUAUAUAUAUAUAAAAAAAAACCAUUUAUCCCAUUCCAUAAUUCCUUUCCUUUCUUUCCAUAUAGUUCAAUGGUAAUUUUGGUCAAAAGCUAUAAUUUAUCAAAUCAUACAGAUUAUUUAUGUGAUUUUAUAGAACUAAAUUUGGAUGUUUCUCCUUAUAUGGAGAUCAAAUUUGUAAUUUUUCGUUUGGUUAUUGAUUUUUCUUGAGUGUAUUUUGUGUAUAAUGUUGUUGAUAUGGAAUGAAGAAGUGAUUUUGUGGGA